UGAUCAAUUGCCGAUAAGUGUAUAGGCUACCGAGUAUUCAAGGCUUUAGUCGUCUAGAAGCAAUAGAAACGAUUGGUACGGAGGAGUCGAUCCCCAUCAAGAAUCCAUCCGGCUGGCGCGUCCUAUUUUUGUCUCUGGAUUUUGGUGGGGCGCAGCGGAGCUUCACCGUGGCGCAGUGGGCGUCAAAGGAAGGCCGACCACCUGUUACGCAGUAUAAUUAUUACCAGUCUGCCCGUCGCUGUCCAGGAUGUGCAAGCUCGGUUGAAACGAGAAGGAUUGAGCAGACAUCUGGCACAAAUAUUGGAAGUUGCUCACAGUCGACCGUGUUGUCAAAAUGCUCGACGAGAACCUCCCUACAUUUUACAUCAAAAGCAAUGUUGAUCAGAAGCACAAUCGGACCAUUUAUCUCUCCCAGCAUGGCAACGAACCCGAGCCGACCUACACCCUCUGCUACCCAGAUCCCUCCUCCCCGGAAUCAAAGAACCGCUACGCAGCCGGUUUGAGCGAUCCGUUUGUGACCAAUGUAAUAUACGGUGAAGUCCUGGUCGUCCCAGAAUGGACGCAGCCUACUCUCUCGGCAGAGACAAUCCGCCAGAAUGGUGGAGUCCAACCGCCGCCAGAGCCGAUCCUGCCCACACAGUUUACCAUCCAGCUCUACGACCCCGACCAGCACAUCACCGUUCGCUACAAGCGCAAGACGUGGAAUACACCUGCUACAUGGGAAUUUGAGAUGCCGCAGUUGACGUUUCGCCAGCCGUCGAAUUCGACGCUGGAUCAGACGCAGAGUGAUCCGGCCGCGGCGGAUGUGACUCCGAAGCUGAAGUUCAGCUGGCGCAAGGACAGCAAGCUAUCCAAGGAUCUGGUGUGUCUGCUGUCGGGAAAAACCAGCAAUUUCCCAGAAGUUAAAGGCAACAAGAACAAGGAACCCGAUAUCACGAUCUCUAUUUUCCAGGCCCUGCGCGAAAUUACCUUGUACGAGCCCAAUCUUUACCGGCCGUGAUAUCUACUUUACCCCGAUCAAGGAGGCAUUUCACGUGUCCAACUCCGCCGUGGUGCCGAACGGCGACGCGCCAGCAUCGCCUCAAUCCCCAACACAAUUAGCCCACCCGCUUCGCCACACCGGU
This is a messenger RNA of Penicilliopsis zonata CBS 506.65, 1124 nucleotides long. RefSeq lists its product as hypothetical. Bases 335 to 1000 code for a protein of 221 amino acids. The record is from RefSeq and is a predicted model, not a curated record. The transcript has 3 exons. Lineage: Eukaryota; Fungi; Ascomycota; Eurotiomycetes; Eurotiales; Aspergillaceae.